Molecule: messenger RNA, 519 nt
Organism: Tetrahymena thermophila SB210
Lineage: Eukaryota; Ciliophora; Oligohymenophorea; Hymenostomatida; Tetrahymenidae
Product: 60S ribosomal protein L11
Exons: 4
Biological process (GO): translation
Cellular component (GO): ribosome; cytosolic large ribosomal subunit
Molecular function (GO): structural constituent of ribosome; RNA binding
Source: RefSeq, a predicted model, not a curated record
AUGACCGACAAAAAGGAAAAUAAGAUGAGAGAAGUCAAGAUCGCCAAGUUGGUUAUCAACUGUUGCGUUGGUGAAUCUGGUGAUAAGCUUACCAAGGCUGCUAAGGUCUUGAAGGAUUUAUCCGGACAAGAACCCGUCUUCUCCAGAGCUAGAUACACCAUCAGAUCCUUCGGUAUCAAGAGAAACGAAAAGAUGGCUGUUCACGUUACCAUCAGAGGUGAUAAGGCCAGAGAUAUCCUUACCAGAGGUUUAAAGGUUAAGGAAAUGGAACUUAGAAAGAAGAACUUCUCCAACACUGGUAACUUCGGUUUCGGUAUCUAAGAACACAUCGAUCUCGGUAUGAAAUAUGACCCCUCUACUGGUAUUUUCGGUAUGGACUUCUACGUCGUCCUUGAAAGACCCGGUACAAGAGUUGCUAGAAGAAGAAGAGCUACCUCUAGAGUCGGUAACAACCAAAUGAUCUCCAAGGAAGAAUGUAUCAACUGGUUCAAGACCGAAUUCGAAGGCAACGUCUAUUGA